Messenger RNA from Onychostoma macrolepis, 1729 nucleotides. Its product is annotated as neurexophilin-2. The coding region runs from base 501 to 1352 and encodes 283 amino acids. NCBI's taxonomy places the organism in Eukaryota, Metazoa, Chordata, Actinopteri, Cypriniformes, Cyprinidae. The record is from RefSeq and is a predicted model, not a curated record. Gene Ontology annotation, molecular function: signaling receptor binding. The transcript has 2 exons.
UGCAAAAUUAAUUUGGAAUAUAAGAAGUAGGUGCGCCAACUUUUGGCACCGUUCUGUGCGCGUAAAAGACGCGCUGGAGCGUGUUUGACCUGUUGGCGUUUAAAAUCGAUGUUCGCACGUUCAGCGCGCGCGCGAGAAAGAGAGAGAGACGCAAAGUCUACACUGAGCGUGCGCUUCGGAGUGAGAGAGAACGCAACACAGUUUCUUUUUUAAACACCAAACGGGCGCGGUAAUGAGGGCAUUAGGCGAGAACGCCAGCUGACAGCACAAGUUUGCACCGUUCCCACGCCAACUUUUCACCUCCGUAAACGCGCGAAUGGAUGUGCGCUUCACUAAUGACAAGGACUUCAAGAGCUGAACCUCCUUGGCUGCCUUAAUAACUCCGAGAGCACUGGUUUAUUCCCGCAGUCAGUUACAAGAGUUCGUUCCUCUCGGAUGUUUUCUGCUUGGUGAUUUGUGUCCGGUUUAUGUUUGCUCAGCGGGACUAGUGUUCGCGAACGAUGAGGCUGCUCUGCUGGAGCGUUCUGCUGUUCAUCCAAUGGAUUCUGAGAAAGGUGCAUGGCUUGGAGAAACAGGUGGGCAAAUCUCUGGAUUACCUGGAGCAAGGACAAUCCGGCUCAGUCUUCAAGAGCCUCCCAUACGGCGUUCCCGCUCCGUCAGGCGGCGUUAAACCUCCCUACCAGACCUCCAGGAUAUUCUCCACCCUGGACCACACACCAACGAAGCCCAAACCGCCCAUCUUCAGCUUCCAGAACCCCUACGAAUGGGUGCGAAACCAGUCUCAGCUCCUGGACCAGACGGGCUACCGUCCCAAACGCAAACCCUCCCUCAAAACCUCCAUGAAGACCAAGAAGAUCUUCGGCUGGGGCGACUUCUACUUCAACGUCAAGACGCUCAAGUUUAGUCUUCUGGUGACGGGGAAGAUCGUGGACCACGUCAACGGGACGUUUACAGUCUACUUCCGCCACAACUCCUCCAGUCUCGGGAAUGUUUCGGUGAGCAUCGUUCCUCCGUCCAAAAUCGUGGAGUUCGAGGUUCUCCAGAACCCGCUUCAAUCGGAGAUCCAGAUCCACCAGCCGCAUCAGUCCACCAUCGACCCCAAAGAAGUCAAAACCUUCAACUGUCGCGUCGAAUACGAGAAGACGGAUCGCUCGAAGAAGCCCAAACCCUGCCUUUACGAUCCAUCCCAGACCUGCUUCACUGAAAACACCCAGUCGCAUUCGUCCUGGCUCUGCGCUAAACCCUUCAAAGUCAUCUGCAUCUUCAUCUCCUUCUUUAGCAUCGACUACAAGCUGGUGCAGAAGGUCUGUCCGGACUACAACUUUCAGAGCGAACAUCCGUAUUUCGGAUGAGGAGGCAUUUUCCAUCUACGUUUUAUUUGUAUAUGUGACCCUCGCUCUUAAAAAUAAAGGCGCUUCACGAUGCCAUUUUUGUCUUAACUUUUGUCUAAACAUCUGAAAAACCUUUCUGUUUCUGGUUCUGUGCGGUGAAGGAAGGUUCUUCAGAUUAUAAAGAGAUGGUUCUUAGACUGAAUGGUUCUUUGUGGAACCAAAAUUGGUUCUUCUGUGGCAUCGCUGUGAAGAACCUUUCAAGCACCUUUAUUUUUAAGAGUGUAGCUGGAGCACAAAACCAGUCAUAAGUAUAUACACUGCAAAAAAUGCUUUUCUUACUUAGAUUUUUUAUCUUGUUGCUUAGAACAAGCAUUAUAAUCUUAUUUCAAACAGAAAAC